CUGAAGAUUAUGGUAUAAAAGCAUUCGAUUUGUAACACUCUGAACAUACAGAUACAGCACACACAUCUCCAACACGCUUUAGCUAAAGCACUAAGAAUGAAGUUCAGAGUAGCAGUUCUUCUGCUUCUGUACAAAUGUCUUGUAUUCGCUCCGAACGUCAUAUUCGCAACAGAAGCUGCCGUCUCAGGAUUGACUUGUCCUUUGAAAUGCACAGAUGUACUGAAGCAACUACAAGAUCUGGAAAUCAGACUCACUAAGAGUGAAGCUCAGAUUGAGGAAAUCAAAAAGGAAAAACAAGACAGAGACUUUGUUCCCAAGACCAGGAAAGGCUUCCUACAAUAUUCCCAUCGGCUCACUCUGGAUCUGAACACAGUGAGUGAAAGCCUCCUUCUGUCUGAGGGGAACAGAGUGAUUACUAACACUGACACAGAUCAGUCGUAUCCUGAUCAUCCAGACAGAUUCGAUUGGCCUCAGGUGUUGUGUAGAGAGAGUGUGAGUGAUCGACGCUCUUACUGGGAGAUUGAGUGGAGUGGAGAAUAUGUGUUUAUAUCAGUGUCAUAUAAGAGCAUCAGAAGGAAAGGAACGGGUGAUGAGAGUGGGUUUGGAUAUAAUGAUCAGUCCUGGAGUUUGAUCUGCUAUUCCUCCAGUAGCUCAUUCAUACACAAUAACAUAUGGACUGUUCUCCCUGUAAAGCCCAUCAUCAGUAGAACAGUGAAUGAGGAGAAUCACUAUAGAGUAGGAGUGUAUGUGGAUCACAGUGCAGGAACUCUGUCCUUCUACAGCGUCUCUGGAGACACAAUGAUCCUCAUUCACUCAGUCCAGACCACAUUCACUCAACCGCUCUAUCCUGGGUUUAGGAUUUAUCCUGGAUCAUCAGUGAAACUGAUUUGA
This is a messenger RNA of Megalobrama amblycephala (Wuchang bream), 891 nucleotides long. RefSeq names its product tripartite motif-containing protein 16-like protein. Gene Ontology annotation, molecular function: protein binding. The transcript has 3 exons. The coding region runs from base 97 to 891 and encodes 264 amino acids. The record is from RefSeq and is a predicted model, not a curated record. Lineage: Eukaryota; Metazoa; Chordata; Actinopteri; Cypriniformes; Xenocyprididae.